Messenger RNA from Equus quagga, 3364 nucleotides. RefSeq names its product centrin-4. Gene Ontology annotation, molecular function: calcium ion binding. The transcript is spliced from 5 exons. Bases 97 to 603 code for a protein of 168 amino acids. Gene Ontology annotation, cellular component: centriole; centrosome. Lineage: Eukaryota; Metazoa; Chordata; Mammalia; Perissodactyla; Equidae. Gene Ontology annotation, biological process: centriole replication; nucleotide-excision repair; mitotic cell cycle. The record is from RefSeq and is a predicted model, not a curated record.
GGCCUUAGCAACGGCUUUCGAGCGGAGGAGGCUGCUGUUGGGCUGCGGAGCGGCAGGUGAGGUCCGGGCUCUAAGCUGCGGACACUGGCUGGGGCCAUGGCGUCCAGCUACCACACAAGUUCAGACCAAUGGAGGAAAAGAGCAGCAAAAAUUGAAUUGAAUGAAACCCAAAAGCAAGAAAUUAAAGAGGCCUUUGAUUUAUUUGAUGUUGAUGGGUCUGCAACCAUAGAUGUGAAAGAGUUGAAGAUUGCAAUGCGAGCCUUAGGAUUUGAACCAAAGAAAGAAGAAAUUAAAAAAAUGAUAGCUGAAAUCGACACAGAAGGAACUGGCACCAUUAAUUUUGAAGAUUUUUUUGCCAUAAUGAGUGUAAAAAUGAGUGAGAAAGAUGAAAAAGAAGAAAUACUGAAGGCUUUCAAAUUAUUUGAUGAUGAUGGGACUGGAAGCAUAACACUAACCAACAUCAAGAGGGUUGCUAAGGAACUAGGGGAAAAUUUAACAGAUGAUGAACUUCAGGAAAUUCUUGAUGAAGCUGAUCGUGACGGGGAUGGAGGAAUAAAUGAGGAAGAAUUUUUGAAAAUAAUGAAAAAGACCACUCUUUAUUAAUUCUUUUUUGUUCCUUCUGUAAAGUGAACAAAUUACAUUUGUUAUACAGUUCCAUAAUAUCUGAAUGUAUUCAUUUUUAGUUUUUAGUUUAUAUACACAAAUUGGUCUCUUGAUGUUUAAUCCAUGUGAGUAGUUACAUGUUUCUACCAAUAUGUUGUUAAAUCUACAGCAUCAUGAAACAAAGAAAAUGUAAAUGACUUUUUGGAACCAUGAAUCCAAGAACAUAUUAAUUCCAACUGCUAUUUUUAGAGUCCCAGGGUCAAAAGACUUAGAAUUUUUUUAAGUUUAAUGAAAUUGGCCCCACAUCGAAAUCAAUUUGGCAAACAAGCCAUUACUUUCCCUAUUAUUUUCCUUUUGUGCAACUCUUUAAAAACAGAUGAGCAUUUGGUUUUUAGUAAGUUAUUCAGAUAUGUAAAGUCUUAAAUAAAACUGGAAACUACAUCAUUUGCUAAUUUUCUUUUUAUAAAGAAAUUCAAAGCAUUUGUAUCACCCAGAUUUCCCUGUAAGUUUGACCCUAGAAGUUUGGAUUUAUUUAAUACCUCUGUCCUAGGACAGGUGCUAGAGAUUUUACAUAUGUUAUCUCAGUUUAUAUAUUACAACUGGGAAGCUGGUAGUAUUAGUUCCAUCUUACUACAUGUGAGAAAACUAAAGUUUGGAGAACUUAAGUUUAAAAAUUGUUGAAUUGCCCAUAGAUAAAUAAAACAUGGAUUCUAAAUCUUGUAGCCUUAUUCUUCAUUAUGCUGCUCCCCUAUGGAUAAAAGCUCUCAGGAUAAUUAAGUGCCUAUUUUCUAGGUCAUUCAAUUCUAUGACUCUCUUGUAAUUUAGCUUUAUUUGUUUUCUAUGAAAGAGCCAAACUGUUGGGAAAGGCAGUCUCUUGUGUGCAGUCUUUUGACUCGUACUGGGUUGUAUAAGAAUGGGCUUUGGGACUAGAACACUUGCUUACCGAGAGAGUCCUUAUAGCUUGUGCUGGACUUGUCACCUUGUCUGUGAAUAUCUUUUUCUGUUUCAGGCUCAAUGUGUACUUUGUUCUGCUUAAGCAUAUAUGUCAUAUGAAACCUGGCCAACCCCACUGCUCUAUCAGUCCACUUCAGGCGGGGGAUGGGGUCUUCUGCUAUGCAACAAGAGGGGUGUGAGCAGGCCAACUGCUCUGCGUUGGCUUCUGGGAGGGAACUGCUGGCCGUGGGAAACCAACACUCUCUACUGAAGCUGAUCUUGCUGUCUCCUCUAUAUGAGCAAAGCACUGUUCCUUCCAGUACUGACUGCAUUGUGUUUUCCUUGGCGACUCUGAUACCAAGAUGCAAUGGGCAGAAGUGUUCAGACUUCUGUUCCUGAUAAUGGGUGACAGAUGCUACUUGCUGGACACAAAAUUCCUAAACCCAAGUAAUGGUCUUUGGAGCACGAAAGGCUUGUAGAAAAUGUAGCUUUCAUUGCCCAACCUGGUUCAUUUUUAGCUCAACUGAAGUUUCUCGUUUUGUCAACACAAGAGAGGUUUUCAUUAUUUGAUUGAAGCUAGAAUGGCAUAUGCUCAUGAAUAUUCUUAAGCGUUUCACACUAUCUUUAAUUCCUAAUUAUGUAGCAUUUCCUGCUAAAAAAUGUACCUACUAAACAUGCUUUAUAUGUGAAAAUUAUGGCCUUUAAGUUUUUAAAAUAUAUAUUUUAACUGGGUAAUGAACGUAAAAAUACAUAUCAAGUUCAAAGAAUUCUAAAUAAAAGUCUCUUUCCCAGUGAAGCCUCAGUUCUCCCAGUAGACAGUUAUUUUUACCAGUUUCUUAUGAAUCAUUGCAGAGAAUGCAUAUAUAUAUGCACGUGUAUAUAGAAUAGAUUUUUCUCCACAAAUGAUAGCAUACUACAUAUAUUGUAUGUAUUAAUUUUUUCAUUUAAUGUAUUUUAGGGAUAGUACUGGAACAAUACAAAUAAAAUGACUCAUUCUAAUGGCUAUAUAACAUUCCACUGUAUAGAUUAUAUUUUAUUUGACAGUCUUUUAUUGAUGGACUUUAUUUCUAAUCUUUUGCUUAAAUUAAUAACCUUAUUGUAUAGAUGUGAGUAUAACUGUAGAAUUAGUUCUUAGAAGUGAAAUGGUUGGGUCAAAAUCUACAUGCAUUUAAUUUAAACAUUUUUUAUAUUGAUAAUGCCUUCUAAAAAGAUUUUUGCCAAAUUACAUUCCCAACAGUAAAUGAAAAUGCCCACUCUUUGAUAAAGUAUCACCAAACUUUUUGAUUUCUGCCAAUCUGACAAGUCGCAAGUCAUAUCUCAUUGUAAUUUUAAUGUUCAUUUCUCUUAUGAGAGGCAUUUGUCUUUUCAUGUUUAGGAUCUAUUUUUUCUUUUCUGUCUAUUGCCUAUCCAUGUCCUUUGCCUAUUUUUCUAUUGGAUUUUUAAAAUUUAUUGAUUUGUAGGAGCUCUUUAUAUACAAAGGAAAUUAAUCUUUGUCAUAUGUGCUGCAUGCAUUUUCCUGUUGUCUUGUGAUUUUGAUUAUUGUUCAGAUUUUAAAUUUUUAAAAGUUUACUUCAUGAGAUGGUUUCUACAGAUGUUCAAACUAUGUAACAGUAAGAUGGUAAUGAUUCAUCUUUUAACAGUAUUUAUUCUCAUAAAAACCAUAGUACUCCUACUAGACUGUAGUCUAAUUCUGAUCAUCACAAUAGUGAUUACCAUGGGGAAAAGGAAGGAAGUAGUAGGAGGGGGCUUGCAGGGGAUUUCUAGUGUUGGCUACUUCAUGUAUCUUGGUUUGUAUGGUAAUUACAUAAUUGUUUACAUUGACUUAAUC